AUGGCAUCCACACAUCAUUCGAGACGGUCGAGAGACACCCCUCAGGCCGAGAUGCCGAUUGGUCGUUACACUCGCCUCGAUGAAAUUGGUCGAGGGAGCUUUGCCACGGUCUACCAAGGUGUACAUACGAAAUCUCGCACUUACGUCGCCAUCAAAUCGGUCAACUUGUCGAAGCUGAAUAAGAAGUUGAGAGAAAACCUCUCGUCGGAAAUCCAUAUCCUCAAGGGUCUGUAUCACCCGCACAUCGUUGCGCUCAUCGACUGCCAUGAGACGACGGCGCAUAUCCAUCUGGUGAUGGAAUACUGUGCUCUGGGGGAUCUGUCCAUGUUUAUCAAGCGACGAGAGACGCUCGGGGAGCAUCGGUACACGAAGGAUAUGAUCGCUAAAUACCCGAACCCUCGUGGGGGCGCAUUGAAUGAGGUGGUGGUUCGCCAUUUUCUCAAGCAACUGUCCAGCGCCCUGAAGUUUCUACGGGAUCGAAACCUAAUACACCGUGACAUCAAGCCCCAGAAUCUCCUCCUUUGCCCUUCUCCUUCAUCGUACCGGAAGGGCAUCGCCCAGGUCGUUCCAUUCAAGGGCAACGAAGACUCGUUCAACCCCACGACGGGGCUCGAAUCGUUGCCGAUGCUGAAGAUCGCCGAUUUCGGGUUCGCUCGGUCUCUUCCCGCUACGUCGCUGGCCGAAACUCUCUGUGGCUCGCCGCUGUACAUGGCUCCCGAGAUUCUGCGCUACGAGAAAUAUGACGCGAAGGCCGAUCUAUGGUCGGUAGGGACGGUCUUGUACGAGAUGGUAGUUGGCAAGCCUCCCUUCCGGGCCACAAACCAUGUCGAGCUGCUGCGCAAGAUCGAGAAGGGCGAGGACAAGAUCCGGUUCCCCGAAGAUAAUCCGGCUUCAGAUGACAUCAAGGCAUUGAUACGGAUGCUCUUGAAGCGGAACCCCGUGGAACGAAUGAAUUUCUCCGACUUCUUCGAUUCUGGCAUCAUCACGGAGCCUAUUCCUGGCCUCAUCGCCGAUGAUAAGCCAACACAGACCUCGCCUCCUGUCGAUGCCGGCUCCGUCGAAACGACACCCAGGCCCGAAUCUCGCACCGGGCUUGGUACAUCCGCCGGGUCGCGGCGCGAGAAAGAAGCGUCGACCCCGGCAAAGACGCGAGACGAACCACAGGGAUAUCCCCCACCGCAUCGCACCACAAGCAGUAAUCCGAACCGAUCGGGGACACCCCCGACGGUCACGCCCAUGCGGAGAGUCAGCAGUAUAGACCGGACUCCGUCUUCUCCCAAAGAGCCCUCCUCCGGCGCUACCCCGCAGAGACCGCCCGCCGUUGCUACCGCCACAGCGCCGGGGCGGCAGGAAUUGGUGGACCGACACGCUCUGGCCCAUGCCAUGGAGCGACAGAGAAGUCGAAACACCCUCUCCGGGGCGUCCCCAUCAGAGAAACCCACGGCGGACAAGACGAAGGAGGAAAGGGAACGUGCGGCACAAGACGUGGCGUUCGAGAGAGACUACGUGCUCGUGGAGAAGCGCGCCGUGGAGGUGAACGCCUUUGCAGAUGAAUUGGCACACAGUCCUCGCUUUCAGACCGGGUACACUAAGAACCCUCAGGCCGGCGCGCUCUCUCGCCGGUCCACCACGCACGGCAUGCCUACGGGGACGGCCACGUCGCCUCUUGCUACGACCGGUAAAGCAAUGCAGGUCGCUCCUGGACGCAACCGGGCCGACUCAACACACGCGCGACAACCCUCUUACGAACGGCGGUACGGACAGAGCCCAACGUCGGCCACGUCGGCAAUUUCGAAGGCGCUCAAUAUGGCCAGUGGGCGACUAUUCGGAGUGGGUUUCUCGCCGCCCAUGCCCAUCUCGAAGGGCGGCCGUUCACCUCCCUUGGCCUACAAUCCGUUCCCGGCAUAUCCCGCCGCUCAGGGGAACAUGAUGCUCGUCGGGGACGGGUCCAAGACGAACAUGGCCAUGGACGAAGAUACCAGGAUCGUCCAGCUGAUUGAAGAGUGUGCUACUCGCAGCGACGUCGUUUACGGGUUUGCCGAGGUGAAAUACAAACAACUCAUCCCCCUCGCCCCGUCCGUUCAGAACGAUCUCCAGGGCAAAGCCAACCUUCCCGGGGGCGAGCGGGAUAAUACCGACUCGGCCGACGGGGGACUCACGGUCGAUGCCGUGGUAACCCUGUCCGAAGAGGCCUUGGUCCUCUACGUGAAGGCACUGUCCCUGUUGGCCAAGUCCAUGGACAUCGCCGGUGGCUGGUGGACACGGAAGAACCGCGGCGAAGCUUUUGGCGAAUCCGGGUUGAGCAGGACCGAUGCUACCAGCGCUCUUGUGGGUAAUCGGAUCAACAACGUUGUCCAAUGGGUGCGGAAUCGAUUCAACGAAGUCCUGGAGAAAGGAGAAUUCGUCCGUCUCAAGUUGGUCGAAGGACAGAAGCGAUUGCCAGCCGAUCACCCCAGCCAUCCUAACAAUAACUCGAUCGGCUCUUCCGUUGGGUCGGGCUCCACGGCAGAUGUCGUCGUCAGUUCCGGGGUGACGGCCGAGAAGUUGAUGUACGACCGUGCCCUGGAGAUGAGCCGGGCCGCUGCCAUCAACGAGCUGACAAGCGAGGAUCUGUCCGGCUGCGAGAUCGCCUACGUGACAGCCAUUCGGAUGUUGGAGGCGGUCUUGGAGGACGAGGAAGCACCGCCAUCGGGACAGGGUCCGAACGCCGGCAAAGGCGACCCCCGCAAGGACCAUGACAGGAUCAUGCUGGACGGGGUGCAGUCUGAAGACCGGCAGGUUGUGGUCAAAUUGGUGUCGAGCAUCCGCGGCCGACUGGGCGCUCUUCGCAAGAAACUCAACCUCUUGGCGACACGGCAAACUCCUCCGUCGAGUGGCCCGGGCAAGAUGGCCCCGUCCAACGUGGUUCCUGCAGCUGCGGCGGUGGGAGCCACUCCGAAGUGA
Messenger RNA from Aspergillus steynii IBT 23096, 2943 nucleotides. RefSeq names its product serine/threonine protein kinase ATG1 (gene atg1). Gene Ontology annotation, molecular function: protein serine/threonine kinase activity; ATP binding. The coding region runs from base 1 to 2943 and encodes 980 amino acids. The transcript is spliced from 3 exons. Gene Ontology annotation, cellular component: cytoplasm; autophagosome. The record is from RefSeq and is a predicted model, not a curated record. Lineage: Eukaryota; Fungi; Ascomycota; Eurotiomycetes; Eurotiales; Aspergillaceae. Gene Ontology annotation, biological process: peptidyl-serine phosphorylation; autophagosome organization; autophagy.